Talaromyces amestolkiae is the source of this 2658-nucleotide messenger RNA. RefSeq lists its product as uncharacterized. Gene Ontology annotation, cellular component: peroxisome. Gene Ontology annotation, biological process: fatty acid beta-oxidation; phenylacetate catabolic process. Lineage: Eukaryota; Fungi; Ascomycota; Eurotiomycetes; Eurotiales; Trichocomaceae. The transcript is spliced from 5 exons. Gene Ontology annotation, molecular function: acetyl-CoA C-acyltransferase activity. The record is from RefSeq and is a predicted model, not a curated record. Bases 1 to 2658 code for a protein of 885 amino acids.
AUGCUCACCAAAGUCGGUCGAGAGGUCUUACGCAAGACCCCCCACGAUGUCGUGGUUCUCUCUGCCGUAAGAAGUCCGAUAACUCGCGCCUUCAAGGGCGGAUUCAAAGAUCUGUGGCCGGAGGAGAUCUUGAUGCCGGUAAUGCAAGCAGCCGUACAAAGAGCCAAAAUCCAACCGGGCGAUGUAAAUGACGUUCUCAUCGGAAACGUACUCGCAGAACUUGGCUUCGCCAAAACAGGUCGCAUGGCUCUGAAUGCAGCCGGUUUCCCGAAUUCGACUACCUUCCAUACUACCAAUCGACAGUGCUCAAGUAGUCUGCAGGCUAUUACGCACAUUUCGCACGCUAUCAUGGUUGGUCAAAUUGAUGUUGGUAUGGGUGGUGGCGUGGAGAGUAUGACGCGGUGUUAUACGACCCGCGGUAUCCCCGUUGAUGUUUCGCCUACGUUGAAAAAUUCGCCUAUCAAGGAUGCAAGGGAUUGUAUUAUGCCUAUGGGCGUUACGUCAGAAAAUGUCGCGGAGCGAUAUGGUGUUUCUCGCCAGGAGCAGGAUGAGUAUGCCGUGGAGAGUCAGCGACGGGCUAGCGAAGCGCAGAAAAGCGGAUUGUUUGAAAAGGAGAUUGUCCCGAUUAAUGUUCGAUGGAUCGAUGAGGAAACUAAAGAGGAGGGCGAGAGACUUAUCUCUCUCGAUGAGGGUAUCCGUCAUGGCGUGACUUAUGAAAAGCUAGCUAAGCUCAAGCCGGCAUUCAAAGAGCACGGUGGAAGCACGGCAGGUAACUCUUCGCAAAUCUCAGAUGGUGCAUCAUCUGUCAUCCUUGCACGUCGCUCAUGGGCCGAAGAGCGCGGCCUAAAGCCCAUCGGACGAUUCGUCGGUACUCAGGUAGCCGGAAAUGCGCCCGAUGAGAUGGGCAUUUCUCCCAUCUACGCUAUUCCCCAACUCUACAAAUACACCGGCAUUGAGCAAAAGGAUGUUGACGUCUUCGAAAUCAAUGAGGCUUUUGCCAGUCAGACUCUGCAUAUUCUGAGAAAACUCGGAUUGGACACGGCCAAGGUUAAUCCCAAGGGUGGUGCUAUUGCUUUGGGACAUCCUGUUGGCGCGACUGGUGGUCGACAGACGGCUACGCUAUUUGCUGAGCUGGAGAGACAGGAUAAGGAGUUGGGCAUUGUGUCUAUGUGUGCAAGAGCCGGAAAAUGGCAUUAUGCGCCUACAAAGGCGUCUGCACUGUCAAUUCCUCGCCAUGCUCACUUGACCCCAGCUUCCAACGCAUUUCAGAGAUACCUACGACAACAGCAAACUCGCACAUUGGGUUCAGUCAGCGCUAUUGAUUCCGUCAUCUUCAGAACCCUUUUUGGCACAGAGGAGAUUCGACAGAUAUUCAACGACGAAUCCUACAUAAAACGCUGUGUCGACGCUGAAACAGCCCUAGCCCGCGCACAAUCCAAAUGCAACGUAAUCCCCCACCAGAUCGGGGCACAAGUAACCCAAAACGCAGUCGCAUCCAAACUUGACUUGGAGCGAUUACGCCACGAAACUGAGAUUGUAGGAUACCCAAUCUUGCCGCUUGUACGACAAUUGAGUGCUCUCUGCGGCGAAGAGGCGGGKAAAUAUGUGCAUUGGGGUGCGACGACGCAGGAUAUUAUGGAUUUAGCAAGUGUGUUGCAGAUGAAGGAUGGUUUGGUGGUUGUUGAGCGUUUGUUGAGGGAUGUUAUCAAGACGUUGAGGGAGCUUUCGGAAAAAUAUAGAGAUACCCCUAUGGCCGGAAGGACGCAUUUGCAGCAUGCUUUGCCGGUUACGUUUGGCUACAAGUGUGCCGUCUGGUUGUCUGGUUUCCAGCGCCAUUUGGAACGUCUCCAAGAGCUCAAAGAUAGGGCUUUGAUGGCCCAGUUUGGUGGUGCAGCUGGUUCGUUGGCUUCGUUGGGUGACGGGGAUGACGGACUUCGUGUUCGGAAGGCUUUGGCGGAGGAAUUGGGUCUGACGGAUCCGUCGAUUACCUGGCAUGUCGCUCGCGAUGGAGUUGCGGAAAUCACCAACUUCUUGGCUCUUCUUGGUGGAUCAAUGGGCAAAUUAGCUUUGGAUAUCAUCAUCAUGAGCUCAAAUGAGCUGGGCGAAGUUUCGGAACCAUUUGUGCCUCACCGCGGUGCCUCCUCGACGAUGCCUCAGAAACGUAACCCGAUCUCUAGUGAAGUCAUUUUGGCUGCUUCCAAGAUUCUACGUUCUAAUGCUGGACUAGUUCUUGAUGGAAUGGUAUCCGACUUUGAGCGUGCGUCGGGUCCCUGGCAUUUGGAGUGGGUUGCUGUGCCCGAGAGUUUUGUUAUUGCCGUUGGUGCUUUGUUUCAGACUCACUUCGCUCUUUCGGGUCUUGCAGUCAACACUAAGCAAAUGCUGGACAACCUACAUUCUACUCGUGGACUGAUUGUUGCUGAGGCUGUUAUGAUGGGUAUGGCGCCGUAUGUUGGACGCCAGACAGCACAUGAUAUUGUAUAUGAAGCAUGCCGGAACAGUAUCGAGCAGGAUAGGUCUUUGCUUUAUUGUUUGUUGCUGAAGAAGGAGGUUACCUCCAAGAUGAGCACUGAGAAGCUUGAGGCGUUAUGCAAUCCUGAAAACUAUUUGGGUGCAGCACCCAAGAUGGUGGAUGAUGUAUUGGCUGUCAAGGAUUUGUAA